AUGUUUGUUGAAUCCGAUAGCAUUAUGGCUGUACUGGGUGUGGCAGCCAAUAUUGUUGAUUUACUCUAUUAUCCUGUAGAGAAAAUCUGUUGGUUAUCCGAACACAAAAUCGUUGAUAUUAAAAAUGCCGAUUAUUGGGAUAAUGUCAAUACGAUAUUUUGGGUUGUGGGUGUCUAUUUGAAUUUGAUGAGGUACUUUGGGUUAAAUCAACAAAAAAUUAACACAAUCAAGCAAACAAAAGACAAUCCCGAUAUGGAGAAAAUGUUAAAGAAACAUCGCAUCGAAAUGUUAACAUUGUUGCGUUUAACCCUCGAUUUUAUACAUGCCGGCAGCUAUUUGCCCAAAGGAUAUCUCUGGGGUGGUAAAUUGUCGACAUUCCAAAUUGGUGCCAUUGGUACAACCUCAGCAGCGAUAGGAAUUUAUCAAAUCUUUGCCAAACGGAGACUUAAUAAAUAG
Musca vetustissima is the source of this 456-nucleotide messenger RNA. RefSeq names its product peroxisomal membrane protein 11C-like. The record is from RefSeq and is a predicted model, not a curated record. Gene Ontology annotation, cellular component: peroxisomal membrane. The coding region runs from base 1 to 456 and encodes 151 amino acids. Gene Ontology annotation, biological process: carbohydrate metabolic process; peroxisome fission. The transcript has 4 exons. Gene Ontology annotation, molecular function: phosphotransferase activity, alcohol group as acceptor. NCBI's taxonomy places the organism in Eukaryota, Metazoa, Arthropoda, Insecta, Diptera, Muscidae.